AAAAUACAGAAAAACAAAGUUAUAUCUCAAGUGACGUGUCGCGUUCGUGACCCGAGUUCAUAAUCGACUAUAAAUAAUGAUAUAAUUCAUUGAACAUUGUGCAAUUUUAUCACAAGCGAAAAUAGUUUAUAAGACAGCAUCGAAUUUUGUAAAUUGUUUGUCCAACAAUAACAUCCAUAUAUUGAUUUAUAUACAAUUAGAUUAAAAACAAAUAUAAAUAAAAAGUAUAAAGUAGAACUAUCACUUAUAUACCAACUUAUGUACGUCGUGUAAAAUCAUGUUCUAUGUCAAUAGUGUUUGUUUUAUGUUAAUAUUUUCGUACGCCCUAAGUCAAACAACGAAUUGUAAUGACGAGAACGCAUUGAUUGCGUUCAAACAGCCGACAUAUGAUUUCUCGGUGAGAAUUCUGGACAAAGUUGCUACUGAGACCGGCUUCCAUUUCGUGUUCUCCCCGUUUUCGACCUGGUGGCAAUUGAUGACCCUGGCCGAGGGCGCCCGAGGGAAGACUCGCAGCGAGCUGUGGAAGGUUACGAGAUACCACCGCGUGAAGUGUUUCAGACGCAAGUACAAAGAGAUCAUCAAUGCUAUGGACGAGGAGCUGGCUUACAUGACGAAGAGAACCAACAUAGUCAUCAUGAACAAACUCUUGAACGUUAAAAAGUCAUACGAAGACGAAGCGAGGAAGUCGCAUGCGAACAAGAUUUUGUCUUUGAAUUUCAACAAUCCAGUGGAUUCUGCAAUAGAAGCUAAUGAUUUCAUAGAAACUGAUGUAGACGGAGUCAUCACGAAAACUGUGACUCCCGAAGACUUCAACAUGACCGUGCUCAUGACAACAGACUUAGCGUAUUUCAAGAGCGAUUGGCUGCACGCUUUCAAUCCUGUGUACACUUCCGUAGAGAACUUCUACAAAUCCUCAGUUCCUAUCGGAAAAGUGAAACUAAUGACUCAAAUGGGAUACUUCAAUGUGACUGACGUUCCGAUAAUCAACGCCCGGGUUGUGGAACUGCCUUUCAAUUCAAACGGCCGGGUGUCCAUGCUGGUGUUCCUACCGACAAAAGGCUAUGUGGAAGAUUUGUUUUACAAUCUGAGUUACAUCAGACUGACAUCGAUAUACAAUUUAUUUAAAGCGGUUGGACCCAAAUUGUUAACAGUCAGAAUACCGCGCUUUAAAAUUACCACAGAGCUACAAAAUAUACCGGAGUUGGUCUACGAUAUGGGUGUGAAGAGGAUUUUCUAUCCCGAUCUCGCUAACUUCGGUGGCAUCAGUGAUUAUAAAGUGCACACGUCUCUCAUGAAGCAGACAACUCACAUAGAAGUGAUAGAGGAAGGUGUGAACGGAGAAGUCGAGUUUCUGGUGAGAAAUGAUGAGCAGGAAAUUUUCUCAGCGGAUAGACCGUUCGCGUAUCUCAUAGUGGAUAAGAAAACUGAUCUCAUACUGUUCGCUGGCAUGUACACACGGCCGUCGGUUUACUAAAUAAAACAUACUAUUUCUGUGAAUA
Molecule: messenger RNA, 1499 nt
Organism: Danaus plexippus (monarch butterfly)
Lineage: Eukaryota; Metazoa; Arthropoda; Insecta; Lepidoptera; Nymphalidae
Gene: serpin-14
Product: serine protease inhibitor 77Ba-like
Exons: 1
Coding region: 278-1474 (398 amino acids)
Molecular function (GO): serine-type endopeptidase inhibitor activity
Source: RefSeq, a predicted model, not a curated record